Messenger RNA from Gavia stellata (red-throated loon), 1631 nucleotides. RefSeq names its product potassium channel modulatory factor 1 (gene KCMF1). The record is from RefSeq and is a predicted model, not a curated record. Lineage: Eukaryota; Metazoa; Chordata; Aves; Gaviiformes; Gaviidae. Gene Ontology annotation, cellular component: plasma membrane. The transcript has 7 exons. The coding region runs from base 36 to 1205 and encodes 389 amino acids. Gene Ontology annotation, biological process: synaptic signaling. Gene Ontology annotation, molecular function: zinc ion binding.
CCUUAUAAAAUAGAUAUUUUCCCAAGAAGGUGGAGAUGCUGGAUUUCUUUAUGAUUAAAGAUGCAGUUUCUAACAAUGGUGUCAGCUGUGAUGCAUGUUUAAAAGGAAAUUUUCGAGGUCGCCGAUACAAGUGUUUAAUUUGCUACGAUUACGAUCUGUGUGCAACUUGUUAUGAAAGUGGUGCAACGACGACAAGGCAUACAACUGACCAUCCAAUGCAGUGCAUACUAACAAGAGUAGAUUUUGAUUUGUACUAUGGUGGAGAAGCUUUCUCUGUAGAGCAGCCACAGUCUUUUACUUGUCCUUAUUGUGGGAAAAUGGGUUAUACGGAAACAUCUCUUCAAGAACAUGUUACUUCUGAGCAUGCAGAAACAUCAACAGAAGUGAUUUGUCCAAUAUGUGCAGCAUUACCUGGAGGGGAUCCAAAUCAUGUCACAGAUGACUUUGCAGCUCAUCUUACACUGGAACACAGAGCUCCUAGAGAUUUAGAUGAAUCCAGUGGUGUUCGGCAUGUACGUAGAAUGUUCCACCCAGGCCGGGGUUUGGGAGGCCCCCGUGCACGUAGAUCAAACAUGCACUUUACUACCAGUUCCCCUGGUGGGCUUUCAUCUUCUCAGAGUUCAUAUUCUCCAAGCAAUAGAGAAGCCAUGGAUCCUAUAGCUGAGCUUUUAUCUCAGCUAUCAGGCGUGAGGCGUUCUGCAGGAGGACAGCUCAGCUCCUCUGGCCCUUCUGCUUCUCAGUUACAGCAGCUGCAGAUGCAACUGCAGUUGGAACGACAACAUGCACAGGCAGCAAGACAACAACUGGAGACUGCUCGCAAUGCAACUAGACGCACCAACACGAUCAGUGUCAACACCACUAUGACACAAUCUACAACAACUAACACAUCUAACACAGAAAACAGUCAGCAGACUAUCCAGAAUUCCCAGUUUCUUCUUACAAGGUUGAAUGAUCCGAAGAUGUCGGAAGCAGAGCGUCAGUCAAUGGAAAGCGAACGGGCAGACUGCAGCCUGUUUGUUCAGGAGCUUCUACUGUCCACUUUGAUGCGGGAAGAAAGUUCUUCCUCAGAUGAGGAUGAGCGGGGGGAGAUUGCAGAUUUUGGUGCUAUGGGCUGUGUAGAUAUUAUGCCUCUAGAUGUUGCUUUAGAAAACCUAAAUUUAAAAGAGAGUAAUAAAGGAAACGAGCCUCCUCCACCUCCUCUUUGAUGACAUCCCACUUUGCAGACAAUGUCCUCUGUGCUGUAUUUGCCAAUGAAAGUGGACAACAACUAUCUUGGGUUUGUUUUGGUGAUUGUAAUUUCAGGUCUGUCACUCUUGUUACAUUGUGUACAUUCAAAAGAAAGAGAGAAAAGAUAUAUAUGAUAAUCAUUUCCACUUAACUAAUUUUUACUUCUAGCAGGUAAAUGUAGGUUGCAGUGCAGAGCAAAAAGCUCUGUGUCCUGUACCUUGACAUGCGAAAGGCUCUCCUAAUACUCCACAUUCAAACUGAAGAGGAAAAAAAUGAAAAAUCUCUAAUGAAGCUGCUGUGUGUAUUUAUGAAUAUUAAUGAAUAAAAACUGCUUGGAUGGUUUACCUUAACUACUGCAUGAUGUUUUUUGCAGCGUGCAUGAGUUUUAGUGACCUUGUCAUUUA